Molecule: messenger RNA, 1087 nt
Organism: Euleptes europaea (tarantolino)
Lineage: Eukaryota; Metazoa; Chordata; Lepidosauria; Squamata; Sphaerodactylidae
Gene: MLEC
Product: malectin
Exons: 5
Coding region: 118-978 (286 amino acids)
Cellular component (GO): membrane
Molecular function (GO): carbohydrate binding
Source: RefSeq, a predicted model, not a curated record
GCUGCCCACUUGCUGCGGUUGAGACCACGGAGGUGUCGGUGUGAGGCGGGCGGCAUGUGCGGAAGGGGCGGCGGGGCGGGACCGCUGCCGCGCUGAGGGGCGAGGAAAGAGCCGGAGAUGGUGGCGGCCACGGUGGCGGCCGGGGCCGGUGGGCCGCCGCUUCUGGCCGCCCUCCUCCUCCUCCCGCUGCUGUUGCCGCCGCCUCCUCACGCCGCAGAAGGGGCCGGCCUGGCGGAGAAGGUGAUCUGGGCCGUGAACGCGGGUGGCGAGGCCCAUCUAGAUGUCCACGGCAUUCACUUCCGCAAGGACCCGCUCGAGGGUCGGGUGGGACGAGCCUCCGACUAUGGCAUGAAGCUUCCGAUCUUGCGAUCCAAUCCAGAGGAUCAGAUUCUAUACCAGACAGAACGCUAUAAUGAGGAAACUUUUGGAUAUGAGGUUCCCAUCAAGGAGGAGGGUGAUUAUGUGCUCGUGUUGAAGUUUGCUGAAGUCUAUUUUGCACAGUCCCAGCAGAAGGUUUUUGAUGUGCGUGUGAAUGGGCAUGUGGUAGUGAAGGACCUGGACAUCUUCGACAGAGUUGGGCAUAGCACAGCCCAUGAUGAGGUUAUUCCUAUCAGCAUCAAGAAAGGGAAGCUGAGUGUUCAGGGAGAAGUUUCUACAUUCACAGGGAAGCUCAACAUAGAGUUUGUCAAGGGGUACUAUGAUAAUCCAAAAGUCUGUGCACUGUACGUCCUCCGGGGAACAGUAGAUGAUGUUCCAAAGCUGCAGCCCCACCCGGGCUUGGAGAAAAAAGAGGAGGAGGAAGAUGAAGAGGAGUAUGAGGAAGGCUCCAUCACUAAAAAGCAGACCAAUAAGAACCGGGUCCAGUCAGGCCCCCGCACACCAAACCCCUAUGCCUCGGACAACAGCAGCCUCAUGUUCCCUAUCUUAGUGGCCUUUGGUGUCUUCAUUCCUACCCUCUUCUGCCUGUGCAGAUUGUGAGAGACAAAACAGCAAGGCUGGAAGGGAAAGAGCCAAACCAGACACAGCAGGUGUUUUGGUUUCUCCACGUUUCUCAUAAUUUAAGGAAAAUAAAGGGUUGUUAAGGAGU